Hippocampus zosterae (dwarf seahorse) is the source of this 3907-nucleotide messenger RNA. It is a transcript of the gene luzp1, whose product is annotated as leucine zipper protein 1. The transcript is spliced from 6 exons. NCBI's taxonomy places the organism in Eukaryota, Metazoa, Chordata, Actinopteri, Syngnathiformes, Syngnathidae. The record is from RefSeq and is a predicted model, not a curated record. The coding region runs from base 555 to 3869 and encodes 1104 amino acids.
UCUCUUUGCGGUCAGAGCGGGUAGAGCCAUCCCGAGGGGUGGGUCUUGCUCCGGCAACAGGAGGAGAGAAAAAAAGGAAAACCCACCUUUUUCAUUGUUGGGGACGCGGUGGAAUGUGAUGGUUUGAUCUCGAACGGACUUGGGAAGGGGAUAUCCGAGAGAAAAGGGCCGAUUAGAGGGUGAAGGGAAAGGUGGAAGAGGUUCCGCCGGGCUCCGAGAAACUGGGAUGAACUUGUCGUGUCCUCCACGGCCGCAGUGAGGGAGACCGGAGCCGCGUGAGCAAUACUCCAGCCGCCGGUGGCAUCUUUUUGGGAUUUAUUGCUCUCUCUUCCCCGACUUGACGACGGAGCUCAUUUUGAGAUGACGAAUUCAUCUUGUAAACGCCAAGCUGAAGGAACCGUAAAGUCUUAAAGCACCACUUGCAGAAAGUGCAGCGAGACAGACCACGGAUAGAUUUGAGCCACCUUCACAACGCCCAUUGUUGAACUUAACUUGAGAUCAACACAACACAAAUGUGGACCUUUCCAAACACUCAAAUAACCUGAAGAAAACACAUGACGCUAGAAACACAAAAAAACGUUGUAGCCAUGUCUGACAUGACACAUCGCCACCUCCGGCACAAGCUACAAAGUCUCAGUAGACGGCUCGAUGAACUGGAGGAAGCCACCAACAAGCUGCAGAAGUCUGAAGAUGAGUUGCUUGACAUUCAGGACAAGAUCAUCCAGGCAGAAGGCAGCAAUUCAUCCUUGCUUGCCGACGUCGAGGCCCUGAGGAAACGCCUCUUGAAAAUCCAAGGUAAAGAUGAGGAGGUACGCAAAGCGGAAGACCUCUGCCGUACCGUCAGAGAGAAACUGGAGGAAGAGGAAAACCUAACAAUGGAGCUGAAAACUGAGAUCGAACAUCUACAGCGGAGGAUGGCGGAACUGGAGAAACUGGAAGAAGCUUUUGGGAAAAGCAAGUCAGACUGUAGCCAGCUCUGUCUCAGCCUCAAUGAAGAGAAAAACUUAACCAGGAAGCUCUCAACCGAGUUGGAGGCCCUCAAAGCACGUUUAAAGGAAAUAGAAGGGUCGGAGGUGAAACUGGACAAAGCGGAGCAAACUUUAGCGGCGGACCUGGACAAGCUUAAGGGAUUCUGCCAGGCUUUUGAAAAUGAGCAUAAGAGGAUACGAGAGAAACAAAGAGAAGAUGAGAAGAUCAUUCUCAAGCUGACGGAGAAACUGGAGCGUCUAGGCAUGUCUGUAGAUCCGGGUUGUGCAGACUUCAUGAGGUCGAGAAUUGAAGAGGAGCUUUCUUCUACAGGCAUCCACACCAGUAACUUGACCGGACGCAAGAAGAGCCUCGACUAUAACAUUGGCCUGCUGAAUAAAUCAGAAAAUCAGAAGAACAGUGGCCUUGCAGGGUCAACCGAGGAGGACAACAAAGUGAAGGAGUUGACACAGGAAGUGGAACGGCUGAAGAACCGCCUCAAACAGCUGGAGAUUGUGGAGGAUGACUUGAAGAGCUCAGAGUCAAAAAACGGAGAGCUUCACGAAAAGUUCCAGAUGGAACGCGACCGGGCUCGCCAACUGAGCGAGCAGGUGGAAGAGCUCAGGACACAGCUGUGUAGCAAAGGCGGAAUCGGAGGCCACAGAACUGGUAACGUGGAUAAGCAAGGCAACGGAAGUGCUAACUUCUGCCCCAGCAGCCCUGCCAAGCACCUGGAGAAUGGCAAAGCGGAGAAUGAAGAGAUUGCAAAGGGAAGUUUCAGGCAAGAGAAGCCCAAAUAUCGGAGCGCUGCAUCGGUCACAGAGCCCGGCUCGCCGAAGCACCGGGUGAGGGAGUUGUCUCCUCAGCACAAGAGAGAAACCAAGCUGAGAACUAAAGAGCUCGGCAACUCGGAGGAAAGUUCUGCGAUGUACCUUAAUAGAGCCAUCAGUCCUGCACACAAAAGUAGGAGGACCCCCAAAACCCCAAAUGCGCUUGUUUCAUCUGAUAACGGAAUCAAAGACACGGGCAGAGGAACUGAGGAAAAAGCAUACAAGGGAACAAUGUACAGCUCUUUAAAUACACCGUCCAGUGAUAUUAAAAAGGUGUCUGUUCUUAGUCGCUACCCCCCAGCAGCUCAUGACCACAAGCCCCUGAGGACAACUCACAGACAGAGUGAUGGGGACACCAAAAAGAGCCGAAUGGAAAAAAUGUCAAAAUUGUACGGCGGCAGUGACACGGAAUCAAACAACUCAGAUGUUGUGCCCGAGAGCAGUACCGCUGCACUGGAGAAGGACACGGAGCUCACCUCGGACCAGGAAUCGAUAGACCCUGUUCAACAUUCCGCCUCUGUCACCACCAGCCUUUCCAAGGCUAACGGAUCCUACAAAGCUUACAGAUCCAACGUCAAUCAACUGCUGCCAAAUGACCAGGGGUCGGAGGGACAUUCCUCUGCUUCAGAAACCGAGUCGACUGGUUCAAGGCCCUCAGAACCGGAGACUGUGAAUGAAACGACUACUACAACUCAGAGCGGUUGGACUGCAACCUCGAGAUAUUCUCGCUUUUCCCAGGUCAAGGAUUCACAUUCAGAGGGUUCUUCCUCCAGGAGCUCAUUCGACGAAGAGAAAGCACAUUUAGCCGAGGGAGGCGGUAACGCUUCAUCGGGGCUUGAAGUCCAGCGCGUUUGCAGUCCGCGUGAGGCGCUGAGGUCUAAAGCGGUCAUCAAACCGGCCAUUGUUGAGAUCGACAGGAAAGAAAUGAUGAUUUCGGAGCCCCUGCCCGCUAACGGCAAGCCCAGGAUAUCCACCAAACCCACGUUGACCAACACCAGUAAAAUCACGAGCAGUAUAACAAUCUAUCCCAAUGACCCGAGCUCCUCCAGAAACAGCAGUCGCAGCAGCAGUGUGUCCAGUGAGCCCUUGUCCGCCAAGGAACGCCACACCUCCACCAGUAACUUUCUCAUAGGCCCAAGUGGCGAACACCAUGGCAGCGUCUCGGUCCCUUAUGAAAUCUCCAUCCCCAAGAGUGAGAUCACAAUGCGGUCAAGCCAGGACCAGGACCCUGGAUCAGAUCACCACAACGAUUCCUCAUCCAAAUCCAGACUCCACAGCACCUCUAGAGUCGAAACAGCCAUGAGGCACACGGCCUACCAACACAGCAGCGGCUUUAGUCGCCAUUCUCCAGACGCUACCUCUCCUGACCUCAACGACACGGAUUCGGCCUUUGAAAGCUCUAAUAGCAGCACCACUUUCACAAGUUGGCAAAACCAAAGUCUUACACAGUACUCCCAAGAAGAGCGUAUCCCAGACGCAAAGAAUGUAACCGUGAGAAGCACUUGGAAGAACAAAGACAUUGCAUCCGAUGAGAAGGGGAGACGAAGAGCGGGAGGAAGGAUGAUUACGGAAGGGGGUUCUGAGGAUGAGGCCGAAAGCGCAACAACGUGGAGGGCUUAUCUGGCAACAACGGUCGACUCAGAGGACUCUGUGAGCCAUGGAUCGAGAACUACCGGGAUUGUUUCUGCUCUCAGGGCAGCCAAGCCCUCCUUGGCGGCUAUGAGCACGCGGACCGUUGACAAAGACGCUGAGGACUUGGCGCUCCAUCGUGGUGGAAGUGCCAAGUUGGAAGCGGGAGCCCUCGGAAGGACUGUGUCUCACGCGCCCGUCACCUCUCAGUCGUGGAGCCGCCCAUACUCGCAACGGCCACAGGGUGCAAAUGCCGACAACGUCUCAUGGAGACAGCACCUUUCCGCCACCAACUCCGUCCCCGCGGGGAGCUCCUACGAUCGGUCGCCCAAGACCACGGGCUCGUCGUCCAGAGGGGAGCAGUGGUCCAGUCGAGGUCAAGCAUCAGGAAAGAGCGGCGCAGGCGGCCGGGUCUGGACCCAUCGCCAGGCUGAACAACGUUAGCACAACUUGGGGGGCGGGGGGAGCCAGGUAAGAAGAGC